Messenger RNA from Phycodurus eques (leafy seadragon), 2414 nucleotides. RefSeq names its product sulfide quinone oxidoreductase (gene sqor). The record is from RefSeq and is a predicted model, not a curated record. The coding region runs from base 136 to 1437 and encodes 433 amino acids. Gene Ontology annotation, cellular component: mitochondrion. Gene Ontology annotation, molecular function: FAD binding; sulfide:quinone oxidoreductase activity. The transcript is spliced from 10 exons. NCBI's taxonomy places the organism in Eukaryota, Metazoa, Chordata, Actinopteri, Syngnathiformes, Syngnathidae.
UUGUCAGUCCGAGGAAGUGUGUUGAAAGUUCAUUUUGGAACACUCUUCGUGUCUAGCUCGACUGGGUAGCCCCUAAAUACAUCUUUUCCACUAAUUGAACUUAGCAAAACACGGGAUCUAGCGUAUCAGUCAAGGAUGGCUGCCUUGUGUCGCUCCGUGGGCUUUUGUGCUUCUCAUCUCCACACCGGCAGUCGUGCCUCUGCCAAACAGCAUUACAAAAUGCUCGUGCUCGGAGGAGGAAGUGGUGGAAUUGCAAUGGGCGCACGCAUGAAAAGAAUGCUGGGAGCUGAGAAUGUGGCUGUCGUGGAGCCCAGUCAGGUUCACUACUAUCAGCCUCUCUGGACUCUGGUUGGUGCCGGUGCUAAAACUCUUGCUUCAUCAGGAAGGCCCACAUCAAGUGUUGUGCCGUCAGGUGUCAAGCUGGUGAAAUCUAAAGUUCAGGAAAUAAACCCGGACACAAACACUGUCCGCACUGAUGACGGGACCGAUCUCUCGUAUGAGUAUCUGAUCGUGGCUCUCGGUUUGGAGCUCCAUUUUGAGAAGAUCAAAGGUCUUCCUGAGGGAUUUGAACACCCAAAGAUUGGAUCCAACUAUUCUGUUGAAACUGUGGACAAAACUUGGACCGCGCUACAGAACUUCCAGGAGGGUAACGCUGUGUUCUCCUUCCCGAACACUCCAGUUAAAUGUGCUGGAGCGCCACAGAAGAUAAUGUACCUCACAGAUGCGUUCCUCAGAAAGACAGGAAAGAGGGAAAAGGCCAACAUCCUUUACAACACAUCACUUCCUGUGCUGUUUGGGGUGAAGAAAUAUGCAGACUCACUUUGGGACAUUGUGAAGCAACGUAACCUCAAAGUGAACCUGAGGCAGAACCUGAUUGAAGUACGGGCGGACGAGCAAAAAGCUGUGUUUGAAAAUCUUGAUAAACCGGGCGAGAUCACAGUCUGUGAGUAUGAUAUGCUUCAUGUCACGCCACCCAUGGGACCCAACUCCGUGAUUAAAGGCAGCCCACUGGCUGAUGAGGCUGGCUGGUUGGAUGUCGAUAAAGAGAACCUUCAACACAAGAGGUACCCGAAUGUGUUUGGGAUUGGAGACUGUACAAACUUGCCUACUUCAAGAACAGUUGCUGCUGUUGCUGCACAGUCUGCUGUCCUGAACAGAACCAUCAAAAAGAUAUUGAAAAAUGAGAAACCAGAUAAAAAGUACGAUGGGUACACGUCAUGUCCGUUGGUUACAAGCUACAACACAGUUGUUCUGGCAGAGUUCGACUACAACGGUCAACCCCUGGAAACGUUCCCCAUCAACCAAGCCAAAGAAAGGAGACUCAUGUACCACAUGAAAGCUGAUGUGAUGCCGCACCUCUACUGGCAUGGGCUCCUGAAGGGCUUAUGGGGCGGACCAGAACCAUAUAGGAAACUUCUUCAUCUUGGAAUGAAAUGAGUCCUCACUAUCAGUGUGCAUAUUGAAAAAACUCUUUUUCCUUAACAGACUAUAAGUAAGACUGAGCUUUUAUAUGACCAAAUAAUACAAUGGCAUUGCUUAUUUUUAUUCAGAUUCUCUCAAAGAGAAUAUUGUGCUGCUUCGUUCAUGACUGAAACAAUACGUACAAAGAAACUUGAUUUUCUUUUCCGCAUCUUUAUGCUUCAUAAUGAUUUGUUAUCAUUUUCAGUUGAUAUUACAUGAAUCAUGAACACUGGACUUAAGGGAGGCCUGCAGUUCUUGAAAUAGUUGUCCUGGGUUCCUUUGUGAACUCUUAGAUGAGUCGUUGCCGUGCUCUCGGGGAAGUUUUUGUGGGCUGGGCACUCCUGGGAAAGUUCCCCAAUGUUCCACGUUUUCUCCAUUUGAGGAUAAUGACUCUCAUUGUCGGCACGGUGGACGACUGGUUAGCACAUCUGCCUCACAGUUCUGGUGACUGGGGUUCAAAUCCCGGCCCCGCCUGUGUGGAGUUUGCCUGUUCUCCCCGUGCCUGGGUGGGUUUUCUCCGGGCACUCCGGUUUCCUACCACAUGCCAAAAAAAUGCGUGGUAGGUUGAUUGAAGACUCUAAAUUGCCCGUAGGUGUGAAUGUGAGUGCGAAUGGUUGUUUGUUUCUAUGUGCCCUGCGAUUGGCUGGCGACCAGUCCAGGGUGUACCCCGCCUUCCGCCCGAAGAUAGCUUGGAUAGGCUCCAGCAGCCCGUGACCCCGGGUGACGAUAAGCGGUAAAGAAAAUGGAUGGAUGGGUUGUUUAUUUGGAUUAAUUGAAUCAUUAAACAAUACCAAUAACUGGUUAGUAAAUGAUGUGGUAAUUAUUGUGCAAAUAAUAUACGUUUUGAUCCUGACGGGUAACAAUGAAAUGUGCCUUAUUUCACUAUUACGUUCAAUGUUAUUUACACUUAUGAAUAAAGAAAAUGGAAUGAAACCAAUGAGAUGAGUGAAAAU